AGUUAUCGAUAACAGCAAGUCGAUUGCACGCAUGUUGUUUAAAAAGUGUUUUGGCAACAAGUAAUAAAGUUAAAAUUAAACGUAUAAAAUGCCCGUUGUGGACGCGGGAGACCUAGCUCUGCUGCAGGCGAAACAGCAACAGGUGCGCAACAUCUGUAUAUUGGCGCACGUGGAUCAUGGGAAGACUACGCUGGCGGAUUCCCUCGUGGCCAGCAAUGGCAUCAUUUCACAACGCAUGGCUGGCAAGCUGCGAUAUAUGGACAGUCGGCAGGAUGAACAGGAACGUGGAAUUACAAUGAAAAGUAGCAGCAUUUCGCUUUAUUAUCAGGACAACAAGAAUGCUGAUUAUUUGAUUAAUUUGAUUGAUUCCCCUGGCCAUGUGGACUUCUCUAGCGAAGUGUCCACAGCAGUUCGACUUUGUGAUGGUGCCAUUGUCGUUGUGGACGUCGUAGAAGGCGUUGGACCCCAGACACGCGCCUGUUUAAAGCAAAUCUACGAGGAGCAGUUGAAACCUGUGCUGCUGCUCAAUAAACUGGAUCGUUUGAUACUGGAGAAACAACUGACGCCACUGGAUGCAUACUUUCAUUUGACUCAAGUGCUGGAGCAAGUCAAUGCAGUGCUGGGCAGCAUCUUUGCCUCCGAUGUGCUGGCCAAAGAGGACAUCAAUGCCAAGGAUAACUACGAGUCAGCGUUGGAGCAAGUGGAUGACUCGGAGCUGUAUUUCUCACCAGCUGCUGGCAAUGUGGUCUUCUGCUCCGCCUACGAUGGCUGGGCCUUUGCCGUGGGUGAUUUUGCUGCCACAUACGCUGAGCGUCUGGAAAUGAAACGCAACGAGCUGGAGCAAGUGCUCUGGGGUGAUUACUACUACAACAGCAAGAAGAAGGCGGCUAUGCCUGGUGCCCAGGAGAAGGCAAAGAAGCCAAUGUUUGUGCAGUUUGUGCUGGAGAACAUUUGGAGCUUGUAUGAUAUUAUUGCCAUACGCAAGGAUAAGGAUAAACUGCCGCUGAUUGCCGAGAAGCUGGGACUCAAGUUGGCUGCGCGAGAUUUGCGCGUUACGGAUCCCAAGCUGCAGAUUAAAACAGUUCUGGGACAGUGGUUGCCCAUUGAUCGUAGCGUGCUCGAGAUGGUGGUGCGUCAUGUGCCACCACCGCAUCUCAUCAGCGAGGAGCGUGCUCAGCGUUUGCUGUAUCCAGCGAAUGUGGAAUUGAACACGCUGCCAGCUGCAACGUUGGAGUUAAAGGAGAGCUUCAAGAGCUGCAAUGCGAGCAGCGAGAAUGUGAUUGCCUUUGUGUCCAAGAUGACGCCAGUGCACGUCUCGCAGCUGCCACAGAAUCGUCCCAAGCGACUGACGGAUCAGGAGCUGCAGCAGCGACGCGACGAAGUUCGACGUCGCAUCGAAGAGCGCAAACAGCAGACCGAACAGACAACGCUCGACAAACUGACGGAAGGUGUGGAGCAGCUAAGCACAAAAGCUGACAAAGUAGAGGAGACUCCGGAGGAGGCGCAAGCGGAGCCUAUAGUCGAGGCCUCGGAGUACGAGUUCGUUGCCUUUGCACGUGUCUUUAGCGGCACCUUGCGCCGUGGCAUGCAACUGUAUAAUCUAACGCCCAAGCAUGAUCCGCGCCAGCCUGCGCAUCGUGUGGCCGAGACUGCGCCCUAUGCCACCAAGGUGACUGUUGGCGAUCUCUACAUGUUCAUGGGCGGCGAACUCCAGCUGCUGGAUGAAGUGCCAGCUGGCAAUAUUGUGGGCAUUGGUGGCUUGGAGGCGCACAUUGUCAAGACGGCCACGUUGAGCAGCACUUUGGAUUGUACCUCAUUCAGUGAGCUGAGCAUUAUGGCCACGCCCAUCUUGCGGGUGGCCAUUGAGCCAGUGCAGCCACAGGAUAUGCCCAAAUUGGUCAAGGGACUGAAGUUACUCAAUCAAGCGGAUGCAUGUGUGCAGGUAUCUGUGGCACCAACAGGAGAACAUGUAAUAACCACCUUGGGUGAAGUACAUGUGGAGAAGUGCGUGCACGAUUUGGAACAGAGCUAUGCCAAGAUCAAAGUGAACGUCUCCAAGCCAAUCGUGUCGUUUAGGGAAACAAUUGUGCCCGAUGCCACUGUGGAUAUGGUAAACGAAGCCAUUGUGAAGACAGCUGACGAUAAGGAUAUUACCAAGAAGAUUGCUGUGCAGCAGACGCUCAACAAACUGGGCACAUUGCGAGUGCUUGCUGUGCCGCUCCCACAGGCUGCUGUGGAGCUGCUUGAGCAGCAUGCCAACGUCUUCAAGGAACUGGCUGCCACCCAGCGUAAUACUUUAUUAUCAGAGAAGUUUAGCACCUUGCUGACUACAAUUAAAAAUCAACUGUCUGCUGCACUUGAAGAUAUACAACUACAUGGUCUAAGCAACCUAACGAGCUCUGAGCUUGUGGAGCGCAUUUGGGCGUUGGGACCACGCAACUGUGGCACAAACAUUCUACUUAAUCUUAGCGACUAUGAACAGCCGGACUUUUGGUCCACACAAACCAAGAGCUCAGACACAGAUGUGCGAAAUGUGAGCGAUGCUCGUCGAGAUUUCAAUAGCUCGCUGGUGAAUGGUUUUCAGCUGACAACAGGAGCUGGGCCACUGUGCGAGGAACCGAUGCAGGGCGUCUGCUUUGCGGUGCUCGAGUGGUCAGUGCAAUCGGAGGGCGAGGAUCUCAAUGCACGUGGGUUUGGGCCUUUCUCAGGACAAGUUUUGACGGCGGCCAAGGAGGUUUGUCGGCAGGCUUUUCAGAAUCAAGCACAGCGUCUGGUGACGCCUAUGUACAGCUGUAACAUUGUUGUUAAUGCCGAAAUGUUGGGUAAAAUGUAUGCAGUAAUUGGACGACGUCAUGGCAAAAUUCUAUCGGGUGACCUGACGCAGGGCAGCGGCAACUUUGCCGUGACCUGUCUGCUGCCGGUCAUUGAAUCGUUCAACUUUGCGCAGGAGAUGCGCAAACAGACAUCUGGCCUCGCCUGUCCCCAGCUAAUGUUCAGUCAUUGGGAGGUGAUUGAUAUUGAUCCCUUUUGGCUGCCCACAACCGAGGAGGAACUGAUGCAUUUCGGCGAGAAGGCCGACUCCGCAAACAGGGCCAAGGUCUACAUGGACAGUGUGCGACGACGCAAGGGACUCUUCGUGGACGAACAGGUGGUGGAGCAUGCCGAGAAACAGCGCACGCUCUCCAAGAACAAGUAAACUGGCAACUGAGUCUAAAGAUACGAAACAUUGUAUUGUUGAUGCUCGACACUGACUGUUAAUCUUGAUGAAUGAGAUGAUUUACAAUUGUCAUUCCUGGCAUUACACAUUAUUUGUGGAAACAAAAUGUAAUAAAAUGUUAGUGAAUAAUAAAAUAUUUUUCUACCA
This is a messenger RNA of Drosophila albomicans, 3364 nucleotides long. RefSeq names its product elongation factor-like GTPase 1. Bases 89 to 3196 code for a protein of 1035 amino acids. The record is from RefSeq and is a predicted model, not a curated record. Gene Ontology annotation, cellular component: cytosol; ribonucleoprotein complex. The transcript has 7 exons. Lineage: Eukaryota; Metazoa; Arthropoda; Insecta; Diptera; Drosophilidae. Gene Ontology annotation, biological process: cytosolic ribosome assembly. Gene Ontology annotation, molecular function: GTP binding; GTPase activity; ribosome binding.